Messenger RNA from Parastagonospora nodorum SN15, 1614 nucleotides. RefSeq lists its product as hypothetical. The record is from RefSeq and is a predicted model, not a curated record. The transcript has 4 exons. NCBI's taxonomy places the organism in Eukaryota, Fungi, Ascomycota, Dothideomycetes, Pleosporales, Phaeosphaeriaceae. Gene Ontology annotation, cellular component: precatalytic spliceosome. Gene Ontology annotation, biological process: mRNA cis splicing, via spliceosome. Gene Ontology annotation, molecular function: RNA binding. The coding region runs from base 454 to 1614 and encodes 386 amino acids.
GGCGCAAACAUCACCUGCGUCCGAUCGUCCUUACCACUUCUUUGCACUGGACUAUUCUUCUUCCUCUUUACAAUAUUAACCGCACCAGGGAGCAGCCAGCAGUUGCCGGAUCGCGCAGUCGCACCUGCAGGAUUCUUGCUAACACCAUGGCGUCCCAGGAUAACAAGAAGGCGCAAGGCCUGCCCAACCCUUAUGGCCUCCCGAAUCCUUAUGCCCAAGGAGGGCUCCCCAAUCCUUAUGCUUCAGCGACUGUCGCCUCUGCUGCGCCCGUCAAGUGGACUGAAGAGCAGGCCAAGGCCGAGCAGAUGAAGAAAACUGGUAUCUACACGACUUGCUCCACACGUUGAUAUUGGAUCACUGGACUUAUGUGAAUGUGCAGCUUCCCACUUUCACAACCCCCACAAUAUCAAACGCCCCCAGGCCAAGAAAUCCGGACCCGCCAAAAAGCCCGCCAUGCCUGUCGUGUCUGUGACCGCGCAAGAUGCCUCCCGCGUCACCAAUUCCCAGCAGCACGGCAUCGACUACUAUCGGAGUACCGCAGACGACGAUGCUUCUAUCCUCGAAGAGCGAAGGCAGCGCCAGUACGACGAACGCCAGCGAAAGAAGGAGCAGAAGAAGUUCCAGAAGCAGCACGGGUACUGGAACCCGACCGCUCCCCUCAAGCCCGAGCGCUACUCAAACUUGAAGGCAUACAGGGCAAGCGGUGGUUAUGCGCGCAAGAAGCAGGACUUUGAUGCUUUCCUGCGACAAGCUGCUCAGAAGUCCAAGUCUCGCGAGACUAGCGAAGCUUCCAACAAGUCGCGCCCAGCUUCGCCCUCCAGUGAACAGAUGCCGGGACCAACCAUGAAGAAGCCGUCAUUCGCCCCGCCUGCUUCCUAUGACCCUGCGACUGCCUCGCAACCAGCAGACAUGCAGGCAGAAGAAGACCCUGCUGUAUACCAGGGCGCAACAAUCUCAGGCCCACCCGUCCGCUAUGCAAAUGCUACCAUAUCCGCACCGCCUGUCCGCUACGAGCACCCAGACGUCCCGAUGGGCGACGCCGACGAACCUGCCUACGAUGAGCGUCCCGCAAAGCGCCCCAAGAUCAGCAAGGCCGAAGCCAUGAUGGCCAAGAUGGGCUAUGUCAAGGGACAGGGUCUCGGCAAGAACAACGACGGUGUCGUCACUCAUCUCGAGGUCAAGAAGCGCAAGGAACAACAGAAAGGCAGCACGUUCGACGAAGACGGCGGCAAAGUCAAGUCCCAGCAAGUCUGGGACGUCCGUGGAGGUAUGCGCAAUCAGCAAGACGAGCCCGGCAAGUUUGGCGAAGAAUCGACCGUUGUGGUGGCCUGGGGAUGCGUUGAUGGCAUCGAUUGGGACGAAAAUGCCCAGCGAAACGAUGGUGGUAUCCGACAGGAUUUGGGCGAGGUGUUCGGCGCCAAGUUCGGUCAUGUUCAACAAGUCCAGAUCGACGAAGGCAACAAGGAUGGCGUGGUCUAUAUCAAGUUCGAAUCCGUCAUGAGCGCGUUGAACGCUGUCAAUCGCUUUGACGAGGGCUACGAGUUCCAAGGCCGCAAGAUUCGCGCGCAUUUCUACGAUGAGAAGAAGUGGCAUGCAGGGAUUUGGGAUCAUUGA